Molecule: messenger RNA, 2040 nt
Organism: Colletotrichum higginsianum IMI 349063
Lineage: Eukaryota; Fungi; Ascomycota; Sordariomycetes; Glomerellales; Glomerellaceae
Product: Rhomboid protein 2
Exons: 4
Coding region: 1-2040 (679 amino acids)
Biological process (GO): attachment of GPI anchor to protein
Cellular component (GO): membrane; GPI-anchor transamidase complex
Source: RefSeq, a predicted model, not a curated record
AUGAAUAUUUGGGGCCGAGUCCCGCUACUUACCUACCUAGGUAUGUAUGUAUGGCACCUCUCUGGGCCGCUAUACAAACCACCACUCGUGGAGGAUUGUCCUUUUAGACCGACAUUGCCCAAAGACAACCCGGUUUUUGCAAUAGCGCAGAGCUGCCGCAGAACAGCUUGCGCCAUGUCGCGACUAAUAUCUUCGGCUCUAUCGUUGCGACGUGAUCCACGCAUCCUCAAGCUGCCACCCUACAUCUCGUUAGCUUGCAUUCUCGGCGGCAUUGCAUGGCUGUUUCUGCUUCCUCUCAACGACUACUCCCGACGAACAUAUAUAUCUGAGAAUGCGCUGCUCCCUGGACAAGUGCACACAUACUUUGGGGGUAGCGACCAGAAUGUCUUGCGGGCGUACAGGCAAGAGGUCAGCUCUGUCAGGGACAAGCCCAAUUACGAGAUUAACGACAAACUCGAGGGCAUUCUCAAAAACGUGGGACUGAAGGUUGGACGUCAGAAUUACACAUACGAAUCAGCCGGCGACAUCUAUACGGGCGAGAACAUUUACGCCAUUCUCCAGGCUCCGCGUGGCGACGCCACAGAAGCAAUCGUGCUGGUAGCUGCCUGGAAGACGGUUGACGACAGGUUCAAUGUCAACGGUGUGCCGUUGGCUCUGACCCUCGCGAGAUACUUCAAGCGGUGGUCCCUCUGGUCCAAGGACAUCAUCCUCCUUUUCCCCCCGGACAGCAGGACAGGGACCCAGGCUUGGGUUGACGCCUACCACGACUCACACGACUCGUCCCGCGUGAGCUCUCUGCCCCUCAAGUCCGGCGCGCUGCAGGGCGCUAUCGCCAUCGACUUCUCACAGGAAUACCGCUUCGAGUCUAUCCACAUCAUCUACGACGGCAUCAACGGCCAACUGCCGAAUCUCGAUCUCAUCAAUUCCGUCGUGAAUAUCGCAGGCGGACAGAUGGGUAUGGGCACUGCGAUCCAGGAGAUGUGGUCGCACUCGGACAAGUACCAGGACCGACUCCGGACCAUGCUUCGUGGCAUGCUUAACCAAGGUCUCGGCCACGCCUCGGGCCCGCAUAGCAGUUUUAUCCCGUACCAUGUUGACGCUGUCACUCUGCAGCCUUUUGGUGAAGGCUGGCACGACGAGAUGGGUAUGGGCCGCUUGGUCGAGGGUACGUUUCGCAGCCUGAACAACCUCCUUGAACAUCUCCACCAGAGCUUCUUUUUUUACCUUCUCAUGCAUAAAGAGAGAUUCGUCAGCAUUGGCACGUACCUGCCCAGUGCCAUGAUUCUCGCCGCGAGCUUCACCAUUACUGCCAUCUCUUUGUGGGUGAAGAGUGGCCAGCAGGAAGAGGGUUCAGGUGUGACGAGCACAACAACUACAUCCAAGAGCGUGAUUAUGCCUUCACAAGGAUCUGCCGAAGGUGCUAUAACUGUGUCAGACUCACCAACACCAUCUGCACCAGCUGUCGAACGUGACUUGUUCCUUCCUUUGGGCCUAGUGGCCAUCUGUCAGUUCCUGGGCGUUGUGCCGCUAUACAUCUUCAACCACAUGCCCGCAAGCAUGCUUUCGGGGGCCUACACGGCCUUCGCGCUCGUCAACUGCGCCCUCCCUUUCCUUGUCUCCUCGCUGCUUACCUCAACCUACAACCCAACCGUCCAGCAGUACCAGCUUAUCAAGUCCUUUUCCUUGCUGCUGCUCGGCAUGUUUCUCUCCGCCCUAGCAACCCUCAAUUUUUCCUUGGCCUUCCUCGUUGGCGUCAUGGCUAGUCCGCUGUCCUUCAUGCGACCCUGGCCGAGCCACCCACCCGUUCGCUGGGUCUGCGCUGCCUCCCUUCAACUCGCCUCCCCGACGGCGGCACUUUAUUCCGUCUCAUCAUAUUUCAACAUUAGCAUCGGCGAGGUUCUCAAGGAGGCUGCGUUCGGGUGGGACGUUUGGGGCAUGUACACUCCCGUCAUCAUCUGGGGUGUAUGGUGGCCCGCCUGGCUCAUGGGGUCCGUCAUUGUUCUUGGACAGCCAGCGCCCAAGGUGAAAAAGUCUGUAUAG